Molecule: messenger RNA, 1385 nt
Organism: Aedes aegypti (yellow fever mosquito)
Lineage: Eukaryota; Metazoa; Arthropoda; Insecta; Diptera; Culicidae
Product: gastrula zinc finger protein XlCGF57.1
Exons: 4
Coding region: 59-1282 (407 amino acids)
Biological process (GO): regulation of transcription by RNA polymerase II
Cellular component (GO): nucleus
Molecular function (GO): RNA polymerase II transcription regulatory region sequence-specific DNA binding; zinc ion binding; DNA-binding transcription factor activity, RNA polymerase II-specific
Source: RefSeq, a predicted model, not a curated record
UGCGUUACUGAAGGGCUCAUCUUGCACUGAUGUCUGGCAGCCCUAUCUUGGUUUGUUGAUGUUUUUCAUUUCGAUCUCGGUUCCGUUCGGUAGUGACUUCGUAAUCAAGAUGAACAACUGUCGCGUGUGUUUGAAACCAUGUAAAGCCAACUCACUUUUCAAGAAUCGCUUUUUCCGGGAGAAGUUUCAAGACAUCCUCUGCAUGUGGGUUGACCCGAAACAGGAUUCUAGUUUGGUUGAUGUUUGCAAAGAAUGCGAAGCCGAUGUCGUAGAAUUCUAUUCAUUCAAGCAUCAAUGUCGGAACAUAAUUCGUGGCAUAACCGAUCCGACACCUAUGAUAGAGGAUCACGAGAAAUUUUGUCCGCCUGAAAAUGCGGACAAGGAUAAUGAGCCUAACGAAUCGAAUACCUUGCAAUCUCUGCUGGACAAUUGUGCCGAAACAGUGGAGCUCUCCAUUGAAACUUUGGAAAAUAGGAACAAUGACGAAACAGAAAAGCCUGCUCCAAAAUCUAAAAAGAUGAUCCAGUCUCGAAAAUUGAAGAGGUCUCUUUCAACAUCUAACGCAAGGCGUAGAAAAUACAGAUUUAAAACACCAGAGGAGCGAUUGAGAGAAAAAAUGCGAACGAAACGACCAAUCCGACGUAAAACAGCAGCAGAAAAGGCAAUGGAUCCUGAAGAGUAUAAAAAGUACUACUACCACAUGACAAUUGAAAAAUACAAGAAGACAUGCGAGCUUUGCGGCAAGAGAAUACAUUCGGAUCGAAUGGAUGGCCAUAUGAACGGCCACAGGGGGUUGACACCAUACACGUGCGAGAACUGUGGGCUGAAGUUCAACUGUAAAAUCAAUCUGAGGGCACACAUCCAACGGAUGCACAUUACUGGUCAUGAAGUUAAAUGCCCUCAGUGCGACAAGGAGUUUACCAAUGAGAAGAAACUCAAACUACACAUUUCUUCGGUGCACGAUGAGAAGAAAUUCCAGUGCAGCUUGUGUGGGCUUAAGAUACUUAACAAGUAUUCUCUGCAACGACACAUGAACAUCCACACGCAAACGCGAGACUUUGUGUGUCCGCACUGUGGCAAGGCGUUCUACUGCAAGAGCGUUCUGACUAUCCACUUGCGAACGCAUUCCGGCGAGACUCCUUAUGUUUGUAACACUUGCUCGAAAGGUUUCAUCCAUCGACGGAUCUACGUAAUGCACAUGCAAAAGUUCCACCCGGGAGAACCGUUGAUGCAGCUGAAUGGAAUCAAAGCGAUGAAGGAUACGCUGAUGAAGAAAUAUUAAACCGCUGUUGGUUCUUAAAGAAUACUAAAAAUAUUGCUACAAUUGUUAGUACACAUUUGGAUAAUAUUGUAAUAAACUUAAAUAUCGUGAUCGUGUAAGUUCA